This is a messenger RNA of Papilio polytes (common Mormon), 2799 nucleotides long. It is a transcript of the gene Cdc27, whose product is annotated as cell division cycle protein 27 homolog. Gene Ontology annotation, molecular function: protein binding. The record is from RefSeq and is a predicted model, not a curated record. Gene Ontology annotation, biological process: cell division. Bases 159 to 1931 code for a protein of 590 amino acids. The transcript is spliced from 5 exons. NCBI's taxonomy places the organism in Eukaryota, Metazoa, Arthropoda, Insecta, Lepidoptera, Papilionidae.
ACAUCCCUCCGCCCAUAGACAAUCAACAAACUGAAAUGAAAAUGUCCGUCGUAAAAGUUACGUUUUUAUUUUACUGUGUGACCGUGUAAAGUUGGUGGCCAGCGAUGUGAAGUUUUAUCAAUAUUAUCAUUAAAAAGAAGUGUACAUUAAUUAUUAAAAUGAUUGUCCAAGAUCCUAUUCAGGUAAUCGUUUGGGAUUGUCUCAACAAUUAUGAAUACGACAAUGCUAUAUUUUUGGCUGAGAGACUACAUUCUGAAGUUGCAUCAGAGGAAACAGCAUUUUUAUUGGGUACCUGUUACUACAGAGCUGGACGUGUAAAUGAGGCGCAUCAUUUAUUACAAAAUAUAUCACUGACAUUGCCACAAUCAAGAUUUCUUCUAGCUAAAUGCGCCAUAGAAUUAAAAUCGUACAAAGAUGCUGAAAUCAUAUUGGGCACAAAUAUGGAUCAUGUUGCUUCAGAGUUUGGUGAACAAGCCCCAUAUGCACUACAGCUCCUGGCCAAGAUUUAUAUCAUGACAGAGAGAAGAGGCAAAGCAGCAGAUGCACACCGCAAAGCACUAUCAUUAAAUCCAUUCAUGUGGAAAUCGUUUUCACAACUAUGUAACAUGGGCGAGAAAGUGGAGCCACACCUAGUGUUCCAUCAUAGUAACACCGAUUUUUCAUUCGGUGUAUCAACUUUAGUGAAUCUAGUCAGCAACUCAGAAAAUAUAUCCUUUGUUAAUACCAACAUUCCUAAUAAUACCAGCGUGAAUGCUAUUGUAACUCCAAAUAAUGUGUCUUCUAAAACACCUAUAACCAUGUCCACAACCAUCACUCCGGAACCCCAGGCUCCAGUUAAACGCAUGCACAGUGUGUUCAGCGGAAUGGCACCUAUACCAUUCUCACCAUCGUUUGGUAUGCUACCGAUGGAUGAAUCUCCCGUUCUAUAUACACCGACGUUAACAGACUCUAAUGAGCAAAAAGCUAUACCUAAGAUAGUUAAUUCACUGCGAGCUCAAAUGGGCCAGCUGAAAGACGCCGUGUUCAGUCCCGCGCCGCGCUGCACGCUCGGCCCCGCGCCGCGACGCUCCUCCAGACUGUUCAGCAAUAAUAAUAGUAGCUACUCCGUUAAGGAAAAUAAUAAGUCACCAAGUAGAAAAUUUGUAGCACCUAAAAGCCCUUCUAGAAAAAGCAAACAGAGAACAGCUAAAAAUAUUAAAGCGAAUCCAGUGGAAACCAUUGAAAGACCUAAAAGUAUAGAGACAGUAACACCAACUAUUACACCAAAGAACUCCAAUGCCGUAGCUUUGUUAAAUUUAUUAAAAGAUAUGGGUGAGGCUUACAAAUCUCUGUUGUUCUUAGAUUGUAAAUAUGCUAUAAAAUUAUUCCAAGAGUUACCGAGCAAACAGCUAGCGUCGCCCUGGGUGCAGACUAUGAUAGCUCGGGCUCACUACGAAUUAGCUCAAUAUGAAAUGGCCGCUAAGGUGUUCGCAGAGAUACGGAAACAGCAUCCGAACCGUACGGAGGGAAUGGACAUAUACAGCACCUGUUUAUGGCAUCUACAAAGAGAGGCUCAAUUAUCCGCUUUAGCACAAGAACUUGUAGAAUUAGACAGAAACGACUCCAUCGCCUGGCUGGCCGCCGGCAACUGCUUUUCUCUUCACAAGGAGCGCGAGACUCCGCUGUGUCGGUUCCAUCGGGCGUCCGUGCUGCUACGCGCGGGCAGGCCGGACGAUGCAAUAGAGGAUUUAUCUCAUCUGAAGAACAUUGCACCGAGAGAGUCGUUAGUUUAUUAUUUACUCGGCAAAGCUUACAGUAAAAUAGGGAACCCCCAUAUGGCUUUGAUGCACUUCAGCUGGGCGACAGAUUUGGACCCCAAAGGCACGGGCGGCCAUAUCAAAGAAGGCUUCGACCCGUCCAAACAGGAGGACACGCCGGAGAGAGCGAACUAAGUUGUAGACGAUCGCGGGUCUGGGUCAUUCAAAAUUCGCUUGCGGAAGGCGACGGAGUCAAAUUUGACUGAUGUAUAUAAUUUCUUUCACCUAUCGAAUUCUUGACUGACAGCAAACUCUUCCAAAUGUUACAUUAUAGAUUUUGAUAGGUGCAAACUGGCGUUGGGUCAGUGUAGUACUAAGGAUGUAUGUGGAUUUGUUUAUAUAGCGUAAGAUGUGGAUAUUCCUAUGUUGUUCUAGUAUAUAUCUUGUAUAGCUAACUAUUAAAAUGGGAAACGAUUGAAUGUGAAACUUAGAAGCCAUUGAUAUGCCCAAAAACGCGAGAACAAUCUCAAUGGGGAGUUUGAAUUUAAUAUGUAAAUGAUAUUUAUCCUAAUAUUAAAUCAUUGAUGUAAUAAUUUUUUAUGCCAUAAAAAAUUUAUAAUGCUAAAUAUUAUGUUCUUGGAUCGUUUUUAACAAUAUACAAAAUAUGUACAAUAAAUUAAGGAAGUGAAUUCCAUCGGUAGUUUAGCCGCUGGCGGUGUUAACUGGGGACUUUCAAUCAUGUAUCUAAUCGAUUUCUUAAAGUUAGCCAUUGAAGGAACUAAUAAUAGAAUUUUUGCAAUAUGGCGUAUAUUUUCCUCAAUAUAGUUAUUCAAUAAAUGUGUUAGAUAUAGAUAUGCAAAAUUACCAACGGCACUGAUUGUGUGCGAUAUGGCAUGAGGUAAGACUUAGUAUAUAAAUGUAAUUAUUUUCGUGUCGUUUUGAAUGUACAAACAAAUUAACUAAAGCACCACUCGUCUGUUUAAAUCACCAAUGAACUGCUAGCUCUGAGACAUGUUUAGACACAACUAUAUGUGAACUUAUAAAAAUCAUUCUACAUUGCAAA